AUGAAAGGUGAUAAAGAAGUGAUGGCUGCUGAAGUUUGUGAGCUUUGCCGAAGAGAAGCUGAUGUCUUCUGCGACUCAGAUGCUGCGUUUCUUUGUUUCGACUGUGAUUCUAAUGUUCAUGAUGCUAACUUCCUUGUUGCUCGUCAUCUCCGCCGUGUAAUCUGCUCCGGUUGUAAGUCUGUCACCGGGAAUUCAUUCUCCGGCACCACCCCAUCUCUUCGACAUGUCACCUGCUUCUCUUGCUCGCCCGAAAACAAAGAAUUGGACUCCAUCUCUUGCUCUUCUUCUAGUACUUUAUCCUCUGCUUGCAUUUCAAGCACCGAAAAGACGGCGUCGCGCUUUGAGGACGGAAGAAAAAGAGCGAAAACCAUCUCUUUUCGCUCGGUGACGGAUAUUCCGGCCAGAAGCCGAGGAGAUAAGUUGAAGAGAUCAAGGAAUUUGAGGUCAGAGGGUGUUUUUACGAGUUGGUGCAAAAGGCUGGGGCUAAAUGGUAAUCUGGUGGUACAGAGGGCCACUCAGGCGAUGGCACUGUGCUUUGGGAGGUUAGCUUCGCCGUUCAGAGUGAGCUUAGCUGCGUCGUUCUGGUUCGGAGUCAGAUUAUCCGGGGACAAGUCCGCCGCAACGUCUCAAAAUCUGAGAAGGUUGGAGGAGAUAUCAGGGGUGCCCUGUAAGCUGAUCGUCACCGUUGAAAUGAAGAUAGAACAGGCGUUGCGAAGCCGGAGAUUGCAGCCACAGAAAAACAUGGAAGAAGGGUCGGCUGAGUCCUCUGCGUGA
Molecule: messenger RNA, 774 nt
Organism: Dovyalis caffra
Lineage: Eukaryota; Viridiplantae; Streptophyta; Magnoliopsida; Malpighiales; Salicaceae
Source: the annotation of a GenBank genome assembly